AAAUGUAAGGAUUACACACAAGCCGUUUCCAGCAUGUUUCGCACAAUUAUGGAGAUGCCCUUGCGCGCGCGUGCAGAAUGGCUGGCACAUCGUUUCGAAACAGAGGACUGCAACUCAGUGGAGAUUACGCGCGUUCAUGAUCGGACCGUGACGUGUGACGACGACUAUCUGUGUUGAGACCCUGCCGUUUGGGACGCAGGGACACCAGACGGAAGGGACACAGAGGGGAUACAGAAAGCGCGUCCCACCUGGCCGUGGACCAAGUAUGACCAUCUCCGCUUCCACCAGCGAGGGAGUCACAGGUCGUCGAAUCGCUCUUUCCUUUCAACACCCACAAUGGCAGGCGCUGCAAUGCUGGCAUUGCCAAUGUCUCCGACACAAUCGUCCAAAGAGUUUGGAAGUGCCGCCGUACAAUGGGCAUGCACGCGAAGAGGGAGGAUGAUGGUCUUGACGAUUGCACUUCUCACAGUUCUGCUUGGACUGACGGGUAUGAGGAACCACGAGGCCAUAUCUUCACGAUACCAUAACUUUUCCUCGUACUACCCAUGGCGACCGUAUCUCCAGCCCCUACCCGACAUAGUACACUCGCCGUUCAAGACUCCCUCAAACACUACGCUGCAGAUCGAGAAUGGCGAACUCGACCACGUACCACCAAAACUCAAGAAGACGACGCCGAACUUCCACCUCCUCAUGCCGUCCGAGCACGACACAGAUGGCUUCUGCAAGACGACUCUGUCUGCUAUGCUUCUCCACUACCCCCCACCGACUGCGGUACAACUAUAUAAGUCAUAUGAGUCGGACGUCAAAUGGGACAGGGACACAUUGAACAGUACACUGCAUUAUCUGAGCAAUGAGAAGCUGGUUAAGGACCAUGACUUGGUUCUUAUCGUGGACGGACAACAGUCGUGGUUCCAGCUCCCGAGUGAUGUGAUCGUCACGCAGUAUAAGAGGCUCUUGGAAGACGCCAAUAUGCGGCUAUUGAAGAAGUAUGGUGUUAACAAGGACGGUGUUCAGAAGUUCAACCAGACAAUCGUGUUCGGGGCAGAGAAGGUUUGCGAGAAUGAUGACAUGGCGUGCAACUAUGUGCCUCAAUCGAUACUAUCGGAUAGUACAUACGGAACAGAGCAAGGUCGACGUCUAUCAGAUACCCCGGCGAAGUUCAUCCACUCCAAAAUGUUCAUGGGUCCGGCGAGCGACUUGAGGAUCCUGUAUCAGGUUGCCCUGGAGAAGUUUAUGGAGGGGAGAAGUCAGUCGCAGACGGUGCAGUCGGUAUUCGCGACUCUCUUCGCCGAGCAGCAGCUCGGGAGAGACGCAGAGGAAGUGGCAUCGAAGCAUACGGGUACCAAAGUCAAAGAAUACCUCACAGGCAGAACGAGCAAGUCAGAAGCCGAGCGAAGACUGGAACGUGGCAACGCCGAACUCUCGAACACCACACGACAUGAGGUUUCCAUUGGCCUGGAUUAUACACAUGCGCUCUUCCAACCUUUGGACUACUGCGUCGAAGACGAACUCGUUCCUCUCUUACAUGACAACUCGACCGACCUAUCGCAACAUAGCCACUCCGACUCAGACGCCCGUUACCUCUCCCUUCCCACCGCCCUCAACGAGACCAAGACCCCAUUCUGGCGCCCCGACUUCGUCGAACACAACCCGUCUCCCAAUGAGAAGCCAGCAUACAUUGACAAUCUAGAGUUUACGCUAGAACUUGAUGGCCUGCCCAGCCGCAAGCUGCCCUGGGAAAGCAUCCCUCUGAUUCAGAACACAUACACCGGUUCCGUCCCCGCCAUCAUCUUUAGCAGCUCUUCGCACUCGGGCGGCGAGCGUCCACCAGCCGCCAACAUAACCUGGGAUAACUUGUGGUACUCGGACCACAAACGCGCCAUGUUGAGAAACUACUUCCGCGCGCCUCAGUCUUCAGACGGCUACCACAACCACCUCGUCGGCGGCGAUCGCUACUGGGACAACCGCGGCGGACGAGGCGGCAUAUGGACCGAAGCCGAGCAAACCUGGCUGCCCUGGGGCGAGGUCGACGGCGUUUGCGGCACCUUGCCUCAACUCAAAGAAGUUUUCAACGAUGGCAAGGGCGUGUGGCUACAUGAGCUCGAGCAGGACAACGAGCAAGGCCGUCUCAACGCGCAAGAGGAGUAUCGGCAAAAGCAGGAAGAAGCGCGACUCAAAGAUAUAGAAGAGUUGGUCAAGUUGGAACAGGAGGCUAAAGAGAAGAAUGAGCAGAAGGAGAAGGAGAGCAUCGAUUUUGAGAAGUUGAAGGAACUUCAGGAUAUGGAGGCUAAAGAAGGGAAGAAGGUUGAGAGGAGGAAGAAGAGAUGGGAUGUCGAGGAGGAGUGUAUAAGGUACUGUUAGUGGGGUUUCUUUUAUCUGUUAUAUAUCCCAGGCUUUCGCCGUCUUUUUUUUUUCUGUUUGUUGGGUGGAUGGGUCGGUUGUAUGAUAGUUUAUGCCUUUUCAGGCGCAAUCUCAUGAUGCUUCUUAACAUGGUAGUAUCGGCCAGUUACUACCGCAAUUCAACCAUGGCUAGCGAACCCUACGUGGAGAUCUUCAUCAACGCA
This is a messenger RNA of Alternaria rosae, 2564 nucleotides long. RefSeq lists its product as uncharacterized. NCBI's taxonomy places the organism in Eukaryota, Fungi, Ascomycota, Dothideomycetes, Pleosporales, Pleosporaceae. The record is from RefSeq and is a predicted model, not a curated record. The transcript is spliced from 2 exons. Bases 337 to 2361 code for a protein of 674 amino acids.